AUGCCUAUACGGGCGUACGUGCAGCAGCAACAGAGAGCCUCCGUCUUGUCCGCCUCCUCUCGUCGUCGCCUUGCCUGCCCUGCCCUGGAGAGAAGAACAACGCAUCCAGGGCCCCCAACGCCACCUGGGCCAGAACAUGUCGCCCUGACUCGUCAUGUCUACCGUCUGUCUCAUGUCGCAUCUCAUGCCUCGCGCCUCAUGCCUCAUGCCUCAUGCCACGGCCACGGCCACGGCCACGGCCACGGCCACGCCCAGCGCUCGCGGCGGGCGAUGAAUCGUCGACGCUGUGGCGGCCGCGGCCAACCAGCCGUCUGCCGUGACAUGUGCGGUGCUGACGUAGCCGCCUGGUUGCACCGUCUGCCUCCCGUCGUGGGUCUUGGUCCUGGGUCGAGUGUGUUGCUCGCGGAUCCGUUGCACCAUGGGGCUCGCAGCUCGUCGUCACCUGCGCCCCCGCCCGGCCCAAAAACAUUACUUUACCGCCCGCGAUACAGAUUCGGUACAAUACCGCUGACUCAGCCACUCGCCCGCCAACAGCAUGGAAAAUCUUGA
Bipolaris victoriae FI3 is the source of this 549-nucleotide messenger RNA. RefSeq lists its product as hypothetical. The transcript has 3 exons. The coding region runs from base 1 to 549 and encodes 182 amino acids. The record is from RefSeq and is a predicted model, not a curated record. NCBI's taxonomy places the organism in Eukaryota, Fungi, Ascomycota, Dothideomycetes, Pleosporales, Pleosporaceae.